UCCUCAACAAAUCAAUAGCCAGACUGAACACAUGUAAUCGAACCCCGCAAAUCCCGCGCUAGCUGCCAAAGCAGACGACAGGUGUGCACGAGACAAGCAGACGACAUCACGAACCAAUGACAGAGCUAGUUGACCACAUGACUUGAUGGGAAUUCAUGCUAAGGUUACGACAGUAUACUCAAGUCCAAAAAGGGAAAGCUAAUGUUGAUAUUCUAAGUCCUUUGUACUGUGGAUCUGUGAGAAGCGGCCUAGAUGAAUAUUGUCGCUAUUCGCUGAUUAUCCCGUGUGACGACACGGCUUGUUCAGGCGAACAUUACCACACAGUGGGACACGAAUGGAUACAAUCCUGGAACUCAAAGCCGUUUCAUUGGGACCAUGCCUGACGCAGACGAGACAAAGAACUGUCUAAAAAGGAAUUUACUGUGACAUUAAUUUAUACUUUUAUGAUGAUAAGUAACCGCCGCCACCUUUAAGGUAACAAGAAACAUGGAUGACGCUACUCUCGGCUACAUCAUCGGCGGCUCUGUUGGGGGCGGGAUUCUCAUCAUCAGCGUCAUAGCCUGCAUCAUCUGCUGCACGUGCGGGUCCAAGAGGAAGAAGAAGAGACAUGAGAAGAAGUUCCACCAUCUUACCCCGGACUCUGGGCACCAAAGUCAACACUCAACACUCAGUCACAUUGACCCAAGGGGCCUUCCUAAGGUGGGGAAUGGCUUGUGGGUGGAGGCCCCUGCGGUGUACCAAGCAGCCCCGAAUCAGGGGAUGUACUACGGCAGACCAAACCCCAAAUAUAGAGUGGAACCCGGGGUUCAGAGGUCAGCUUCAGAACUACGUUUGCAAGGACACCCGCCUCCGGGCCAUGCAGUGUACCAGGGCAAUGUGAGGAUAUACCACAGUCAGCAACUGACCCCUGUCUAUGAAGUUGUGGACACAUCCAGAGCACCUGGUGUUAUAAGUAUAUAUGAAUAUAACGAUUUGACCCACUCGCGGUCACGCCUCAUCAACAGAGACUCCGCCGAGCGCCAUCAUAGAGACAGCAAGAAGGUAAACAGGUCGCACAGUGACCUCAGUGGUCGACCCAGGGACAAGAGGGAUAACUCUAAAAGACAUUCUGGUCACUCGCAUCAGUCAACCAGUGACAAAUCUAGAAGCGACCAGCAUUCCAGGCCAAGUUCAGCGGGUCAUGUGAAAGUUUCGCAACAAAAAUCACAAUCUUUAGAUUCUUUGAGGGCAGGAGCAUAUGACAAUCCAGCUUUCGAGAAUAAAGCUCCCGUGAGAGUGCCUCCAUCAGCAGUUUCCCAGCCUCCCACUACAGACAGCAUGAAGUUGCAGGAUAAGAAAGGAAAGGGAACAAGACCCCUUUAUAAUAAAACAGAUGAUGAAAAGCAAAAACCCAAACCUGUAGAAACUGAGGUUAUAACAAACCAUUAUACGCACGAGGGGUCUGUGUAUGCAGUUCCGAAUAAACUUGGAAUACACAGAGACGAGGCCUAUGAGAACCCAAUAGUAGCCCGGAUGGAGGAAAUGAUUAUAGAAAAAACCGAGGGGAGUGGAGACUCUCGGAGGGCGAGUGCCAUCAGAACAGAGAGUGUAGCUUCUAGUGCCAGUCAAGUCAAGUCAGGUCACGUGGAACGCACGAGCACACGUGUGGACGAUGUGACGGCAUCUGUUCCAGUGAAUGUGUCAGACAGCUCGAUCCACAUCACAUCCGGGACACGGGAGCGGAAACAUCCGGUGACGGGAGAGAGACUGGACUCCGUUGAUGGCAGUCUUCAUCCACCCCUCAGCGCCACACAGUCGGAGGACCUCGGACCUACAGGGAACCAGGUGACGGCUGAGGCGUUCCAGUUCUUGGAUAACUACAUAGGGUCUGACGACGAGGGGGUGGAAAGCCCACCUGUCUCCCCCGGGCCAAGAGGAGAUUUCUCAGGUUAUUAAGCCCUCCAGUUAUCUGGCAGCACGGAGUGUUGCAAGGCAGCUGUUGCCGAUAUCAUGUGCCCUACAUCUAUAAAUGAUGUUGUCAUUGGGAAAAGUCUCCCGUUACAGGGACGACAUGGUUGCCUGGCAACAAUGUGAGAACGAACGGAAUUGAUUGGCUGUUUCUGGUCCCAGCACUGGAUGGUGACAUAACGCUUCAAAGAAAGCGUGCUUCACAGAUUGAAAACAGCGGAAAUGUGAAGACGAGGACAAGGUGGUUUCCUGAGGGGACUACAUAGGUUAUACAUGGAGCAAUCUUACUCUCUCCCUUGUGGUUAGAAUACACAUUAAUGGAGAAUGUCAGUUUGGAAUGUGUGAAGAAAAUGUGUCGGUUCACAAAUAUAUAUAAAAAAUGUAAACUACCACAAUUGGUCACUAAUGCUUUAUUCCAAAUAAAAACUAUAUCAUGAAAACAAGCUUGCCCAUCUAUAUUAAAAAAAACGUGGUCCAUUGUUCUGAGUCAGUCUCUCCAUACGACGGCCGUCACAGAAAAAAACACUUUUACAUCUACGAUGAAUAUCAGUCAUCGGUUCACAAUUACCGAAAUGAGAAGUUCCCAUUUUCGAAAUUAUUCAAAGUGGCACGUAACGGUAUUAUGUUGUUAUGGCGUACAAAUUGAUGGUGCAGUUGACGUGAAAGAUGUGCAAUCAUCACGUUGGCUGUAACUUUAUAUUAAGAUGUAAGUUCAUUGUAUUGAGGGAAGCUAUGGUCCAUAGAAGCCCGCAAAAAUCAAAAGUAGUUUCACAAAAGUCAAUUAGUUGAUUUGUUGCCGUGUGUCAACUAAACGACGUUCUUUGGAAAAGAUGAUACGUAAUGAUGUAGUGUUUGACAAGAGUAAUAUAUAUAUGUCUUUGUCCAUGAAGUUAUUUAUCACAUUCAUAUAGUAAUCAUUGUUGUAUUUGACUGGAGUCAAAUAGAGUACCAGAUGUUAUUAUUUGGAAAUUGUUUGUACAUUACGUAUUUGCUAUUUAACUGGAUGUGGAAAAACCAUGGUUGUCUGGUUUGAUUUUCGAAGUCACGGCUUUAGAAUACAACUUUCUACCUUGGCCGGAAAGAGGCAUUUCCAUUCGUGUCCAACUCGUGUUAUUCCGGGACAGGCCGAAUAGCAGGUUACGGAAAGGGGCGAGUGGUGACGAAUGAGGCUUUUCGCCACCCUUCUAAAAAUAGUCAAAAUGACGUUGACUUGAUAACCACGACAAAAGCUAUUAUUUUUUGAUGUAAUGAGAAACCGUCUUCCAUUAAUGCUGGUUAAGUUUGUUUCAAUUGUUCAUCAAAUCCUUGUUGCAUAAUUACUCAAAUUGGUUGUUUGUUGAUGCGUUUGUACAUUUCCAUUUGACAACCUGUACAUGCUAUGUAAAUUUGGCAACCAAUCUAGGGCCCAUGUCCCAUCCCUAUAUUUUUUGUCAGGUUCAUACAACCCAUCUGACCGAUGAUUGUUAUACUCCCGAAUAUCUACAGAUCAACCUGUCACAUGUAAGUCAGCAUCACCAGAUGACCCAAUUCAGGAGCCCAAGCGAUGGUAGUGUCCCAAUAUACGUUAAUGUGCAAUAGUGCUAAAGUGACAUGACUCUAAUAACGAGAUGUUCUUGACUGUCACAUCGGGUGAAACUAGACGUAUAGUGCACAACAGGGGCUGGACACUCGACCAAUAUCCCUUUGUCGUGAAGACUUGCGUCCCUUGUUCCACCGGGAACCGCUGGUCGAGUGUUCGAGAAAACAGUUUAAGAGCUGUAACACCAUGCCCAUUCUGGUGGGUUUCACCACAACAGUAACGAUCUAUGAUCUGCAUCACGCCGUACUGUAACUGAGAACCGUUUCAAAGAGGCGUUAGAUAUCUACUCACUUGGUGAUGUUUUUUUUUUUCUGAAAGAGUGUAUUCCGUAGAAAUGUACUUAAACAUGUCAUGUCAAAUAGAUUUGAGUAUUGAUAUGUCCAUGGCACAAGACACACUACUGUAUAUUCCAAUUUAUGAAAAAACGCGUGUACCUUAGAUCUGCACUGACAAUGUACGUACGCAUUGUACCAGUCUAUUUAACUAAGCUAUCGUGACAACUAGUCCUACCCAUAGCACGUGUAACCCAUAUACAACACUAUGACGGAUAGUCUGAAUGGUGUGCGUCGGCUGCAGACUCGGCUGUCUUCAGCUGUAUACAUCCGUCAAUCCUCACCUGUACAUAGGUCUCCACUGAGAUUAUACCUUCCAUUCCCAGCAUUUAAUCAAAGUAUUCUGGUUGUCCUCGGGUACAUCAUUAUCCCAUAUACCCGAAACCGACAUUUUUCUAUUAUUUUGUAAUAUCAUGAAAUAAACCAUUGCGACCAA
Molecule: messenger RNA, 4294 nt
Organism: Haliotis rufescens (red abalone)
Lineage: Eukaryota; Metazoa; Mollusca; Gastropoda; Lepetellida; Haliotidae
Exons: 7
Coding region: 487-1935 (482 amino acids)
Source: RefSeq, a predicted model, not a curated record